Messenger RNA from Callorhinus ursinus (northern fur seal), 1383 nucleotides. It is a transcript of the gene LYSMD2, whose product is annotated as LysM domain containing 2. Lineage: Eukaryota; Metazoa; Chordata; Mammalia; Carnivora; Otariidae. The record is from RefSeq and is a predicted model, not a curated record.
ACCGUGUUGAUUUCAGACACUUAUUUGCUUGGGCUGGAAUUUCCCUGGCUGUGCCUAUCUCUACUGAGACGUUUAGGUCCUUUCCCUAACCCAGUGUUCUAGAUUUAGCUAUGGCCUUUGUGGUGAUCCUAGCUCCUCUCAGUUGGAUGCAAGCUUCAGGAGGAAACUCACCGGCUCCAGGCAGCCACUGUGAACUUUUUGGAAACCCUGGAAAAACAUCCAGAAAACAGUAUACAAACUAAAAGUGAGCAGGAGGCAGUGAGGAGACCUAUUAUUUGCAUAAACUUUCUCAUUGUCUCUUUGCUUCCUCCUGGUAGCUUGCCUGCCCUCUCUCCUCUCCAGAGGCCACGUUGCUUCCAGUGCCCUCAAUCACUUCCUGUCCGGUUUUAUUCCCAGAGUCUUCUCACUUUCUUCCAGCGAGCUGCUAAACCUAGUUGCUUCUUAACAUCUCCCCGAACAGAAGUCACCUUGCUGAGAAAAGGUGAAAUGAUUGUCAUUUUAGGGACAACAAGUGUUGUGAAUUAGAAAUAUGGAGCAGAUUAAAAGGGCAAAUAAACUGUUUACCAGUGACUGUAUAUUUCUGAAGAAAACUUUGAACAUCCCAGUUAUAUCAGAGAAGGCUUUGUUGUUUAAUGGACUUAACUCAAUAGAUUCUCCAGAAAAUGAAACUGUUCGUAGCAGUUUUUCUCACGAAGAAGAGCCGGUAGCAGCUGGGGAAGACCUUUCUCCUCCCAGUCCUCAAGAAUCCAAUGUUCAGCCCAUACCGCCUGAAGAAGUGUCAGCUAGAGAUUUCCUGCAGAGACUAGACUUACAGAUUAAGUUGUCAACGCAGGCAGCCAAGAAACUAAAAGAAGAGAGCAGAGAUGAAGAAAGCCCCUGUGCAACUUCCCUCUAUCACAGUUAGAUGAUCAGGGGUGAUAAUCUAACCUGGAUUAAGAGAUGGUUGAAUCAUAAAGAAACCAACAACUGAAGAUUCAAAAGCAUACAUCGUUAAAUCACAAUUUAGUAGUUCUACCUACUGCAAUUGCACUGAAGUGAUUAUUUCCCUCUGGCUUUCUAUAAUUUUAAGUUUUUAUUAUGGCAUGAGAGCAAAAUUGUAUCCUAAAGCUCAUCACUUUUGUAGGUGAUGGUAGUUUUUAGACUAGUUUUGUAAAUACUAGUUAACAUAAAGCAUCAAAGACUAUAUACAUAUUCAAGCUGAAAAUGAUGUUGACCUGAGAAAUCUUAAUUAUGUGAAAUACAUGGUUGCUGUUUAAGUGAUACUGAUUUUGCUAUGUGUUUAUAACUUAAGUGCUAUAUAUAUAUUUCGAUAUGUAUUACAUAUUCUGUAUUAAUAUAAAGAACCAAAUUUUGUCUGCUAUUUUGUAAAAAUAAACUACAAAA